AGUGCAGCCAUCUAUUUGGAGCUGUGCCUCUGGAUGUUAGUGUGUAAAGGAUGGAGAGGAUGGUACCCCUCUUCACAGUGGGUUUUGCGCGAUGUUGCUUGGACUUUGGUGAGGAUGUAUUAUUGAGGGGAUAAUGAAACCCACAGAAGAGAAAAGGCGUGUUUGCUCGUGACGAGUGGGUGAGGAUGACCGAGAGCCAAGGUGUACACGAGCUGAAUCGGACCCCAGAGCUGAGAGCUGUCAUUGUUCGCAAGAAACAAAGAGAGGGCACGUUCAAACUGCGGGUCAUCUUCUUGGAUGACAGUGAGAGGAUAUUUGAGGUUGAGCAAAGGAUCCUUGGAAAUGAUUUCUACAACAAAGUUUGUGGGCACCUGAAGCUGUUGGAAAAAGAGUAUUUUGGCCUUGAAUUCCGUCACCAGUGUGGCAGUUAUAUGUGGUUGGAACUGCUAAAGCCCUUGGCCAAGCAAGUAAAAAACAACAGAGAUCCAAUGUUCCGCUUCAUAGUGAAGUUCUUCCCCCCAGACCCAGGGCAGCUGCAGAAAGAACUGACCAGGUACCUGUUUGCAUUGCAGAUUAAACAGGAUUUGUCCAAUGGGAGUCUUACGUGCAAUGAUAACAGCGCUGCUCUCCUCGUCUCACAUUUACUGCAGUCAGAGAUAGGUGACUACGAGGAGGAACUUGACUUGCAGCAUCUAGAGAGCAAGAAGUACGUACCCAACCAGGAGUGCCUCCACAAGAAGAUCCUGCGCUUCCACAAGAGGCACAGGGGCCAGACUCCAGGCGAGGCAGACAGCCUGCUGCUGGAGGUGGCUCGGAAGCUGGAUAUGUAUGGGAUCCGCCCACAGGCUGCCAGUGAUGGAGAGGGCACCAAGAUCAACCUGGCCAUCACACACUCUGGAGUGUUGGUCUUCCAGGGCAACACUAAGAUAAACACUUUCAGCUGGGCCUCAAUCCGCAAACUGAGCUUUAAAAGAAAACAUUUUUUGAUAAAACUCCACGCUAAGAUUAUGCCCUCUCGUAAGGACACGGUAGAGCUAACCAUGGCCAGCCGUGAUGUGUGUAAGGCCUUCUGGAAGACGUGUGUAGAGUACCAUGCCUUCUUCCGUCUCUCUGAGGAGCCCAAGUCCCGGCACAAGUCCCUCCUCUACAGUAAAGGCUCCUGCUUCAGAUACAGUGGUAGGACCCAGAAACAACUAUUGGACUGUGUCAGGAGAGGGGAGAGGAAGAACCUGCCUUUUGAAAGGAAGUUCUACAAGGCUCACUAUGACAACAGGCAGUGCAGGUCCUCACCUGACCUCCUCACUGAUGUCUCCAAACAGGUGUAUGAGCAGACCUGUGGGUUCCCCCAUGCCGGCUGUGCCCCGGGUGGGAAGCGCAGUCAGUCUGCUGUGGAGGUGCUGUUCACCACUAUGGAUCUGGAGGGCCUCCAACCCCACUCUGCCCACACCUCUGCAUUCGCCCAGUCCCGCUCCUCUUCCUUCUCUGGGGCUGAGCCAGGGCCCACAGCGCUACAGGGGCCCGAGGGGCUGCGGGGCCACAGUGAGGGGGCCACCCUCAGAGCCAGACAGAGCUUCAACCGCAGCAGCAGAGUGGCUGAGGGGCCUCAGAGGGGCCGACUGCUGGCCAAUACACAGCAGCUGGUCCUGCUCUACCCCAGCCCUCACGCCCACCUUUACCCCUACCCCUGCCUGGAGCUGCACCCCGUCCUGCCCCUCUCUGCUCAGGCCUAUAUGUCUGGCUGCUCCUCUUUCUCCUUGGACCACGCUCCAGCCCCACUGCCUCUGUCCCACUACGGCCCCCGGCCCGCUCCCCAGGCCGCCCUGCUAGACGACUUCAUCCGCUCCUCCAGUUUCUCCAGCCCCUCCUCAUUGUCUCCCUGUCUGCGGCGCCAGCGUCAUCGCUACAACGGGCCUCCAGGCAUGGCCAUUGCUCCGGGGCUGUAUGCUGCCACUUUGGCUGGAUGUGGGGCUGGUCGGAGGGAGUUUGGCAGAGAAGAGACGGCAGGCCACUUCAGUGAUGACUCCAGCUACCAGGCAGGCCUGCCCAAGCGCUCCUGGAGCCAGUCUGAUAUGAAGGUCCUCCGGCCCUCCGCCCCAGCAGCAGAGUUCCGCCCUCUAGGUCACUACCCUCACCUAUCACGACGACACUCGCCUGCACGCCCAACACACCUCCCUCUUAACCUGUCCCUUAUGUCUGAACAGCCCGCCUCUGUGUGCGUGCUGGGGGCCGGGAGCAGGACAGGGAGUGGAGAGAUCAGCCUCAGUGACUCAGACGUCAUGUUCCCAUACUACUGCCCAGGGCUAGGGAAACUGGUGCGCUCUGGCCCCCUGGCUCGAAUGCGCAUUUCAUCUGGUAGUCUGCAGCUGGACGAGGGGGAGGAAGACUCCUUUAACUUAAGUGACCCUGAAGGCACUGCAGCAACAAAGCGGUCAUGAGCCAAUCAGAGCGUUAGUACUAUUACUGGGACAACCCCAUUGCUAUCCCUAGCCAAUCAAAGCGCAUUCUCUUUGGUGGGCCUGUGGCCACAAUGGGAAGUCAUCCUGACCCAAUAAAUCUCUAAAAAGGGCUUUUGUGACCACACCCCAAGUCUUCAGAGUCAUUCCCACAGGCCCUGAUGGUUCCGGUCACUGGUCAUAUUUGAAGAUGAAGGCAUGAAAGACACGCCAAACUGAUGGACCGGACUUCAUUAUAAGUAUGCCUUGAAGAAGCCA
Coregonus clupeaformis (lake whitefish) is the source of this 2711-nucleotide messenger RNA. RefSeq names its product FERM domain-containing protein 7-like. Gene Ontology annotation, cellular component: cytoskeleton. Gene Ontology annotation, molecular function: guanyl-nucleotide exchange factor activity. The transcript has 13 exons. The coding region runs from base 186 to 2435 and encodes 749 amino acids. The record is from RefSeq and is a predicted model, not a curated record. NCBI's taxonomy places the organism in Eukaryota, Metazoa, Chordata, Actinopteri, Salmoniformes, Salmonidae.